Osmia lignaria (orchard mason bee) is the source of this 1683-nucleotide messenger RNA. Lineage: Eukaryota; Metazoa; Arthropoda; Insecta; Hymenoptera; Megachilidae. The record is from RefSeq and is a predicted model, not a curated record.
AUGGGUCAACGAUCCAGUACAACCGCCAACACAAACGAUCAACGAUCAAGCUCGCUUGCGACGCAAGCCGAGCUAACGCUGUUAGCAACAGCACAUGCACAAGUCAUCACCUCAUCCACGACCUACAACGCAAGGCUGCUCGUCGACUCCGGAUCGGAGCUCAGUUUCGUUUCUGAAGAUCUCGUCGAACAGCUAGGACUUCAACGCACUCAAUCUUCAAUCUCCAUCACUGGCAUUGGUGGCAAGAAAUCAACACAAACUCGAGGUAUUGUAUCACUACAUUUACAAUCUCUUUACAAUACCUCAUCGAUCUCAAUACAAACUCAUGUGUUACGCACUCUAACCACAAUUUUGCCGUCUUCUGAGGCACCCCACCAAGACUGGCCACAUCUCAAUCGUCUCAAGUUGGCAGAUCCUGAGUUUUACAAACCACGACCCAUCGACGUCAUCAUCGGUGCCGACAAUUAUGGACGAAUUAUAAAAUCAAAUGUAAUUAAAGGUUCGCCAUCAAUGCCAGUCGCCCAGCUCUCAAUAUUCGGAUGGCUCGUUAUUGGACCAGCAAGGAGGCGUCAAGCUCGUGCUUAUUCAUCAUUUAAUGCAUCAAUCUCUCAAGACAGCGACGCUGCUCUGAGAGAACUGCUGACGAAAUUCUGGAUUCAAGAGGAGCUUCCAACGGAAAACACAUCUCAACUCACACCGGACGAACAAGAGUGUGAAGAUCACUUUCGUGCAACGCACAGCCGUGAUUCUACUGGGCGAUACGUGGUGCGUAUUCCUCUCAAAACAAAUACUAAAGUCUUGGGUACCUCUUACAGCACAGCUCGCUCCUGCCUGCGACGCACGCUCAGCAAGCUCACUCGAAAUCCUGAGUACCGUGAGCAAUAUCAGCGAUUCAUGAUGGAGUACGAGGACCUCGGUCACAUGAAGAAGGCUUCUUCAAUCUCGCCCAACGACUCUUCAAUUUACUAUCUUCCACAUCACGGAGUUUUCAAGCCUGGCAGUGAAACAACAAAGCUGCGGGUCGUCUUCAAUGGCUCAAGUCCAACAACAACUGGACUUUCUGUCAACGACAUCAUGCACACUGGUGCGAAUCUCCUGCUCAACAUCAACGACGUUUUGCUGUGGAUUCGCCAUCACAAAUGCAUAUUCGCCACGGACAUCACAAAGAUGUAUCGUCAAGUACGAGUACAUGAAGACGGUUGGAAUCUCCAACGGAUACUCUGGAUAGAUGAGGAAUCAAAUGAAGUCCCAUACACACUGACAACAGUCACCUACGGUACCAAAGCUGCACCAUUUCUAGCUGUCAGAGCCCUGUUGCAACUUGCAGAGGACGAAGGUCAACGCUACCCACUGGCAGUACCAUCAAUCAAAUAUGCAAGGUAUGUCGACGACAUAUUUGGUGGUGCAGAUUCUCUUGAUUCGUUAAUUGAAAUUGCUUCACAAUUAACUGACUUGUGCAACGCGGGCGGUUUCCCUCUUGCAAAGUGGCACUCAAACGAAGCCUCUCUGUUUGAAACCAUCGUGCCUUGCAAUAAUUCUCAAGGUACAUCAAUCUCACUAGACGACGACGCAACACCAAAAUACUCGGAUUGCGAUGGAACACUGUCAACGAUAGUUUCACAUUCACUACUAAAUCUCACCACAAUCUCAAUUUUACAAAACGCCUUGUAUUAUCUGAAGUAG